Molecule: messenger RNA, 1230 nt
Organism: Menidia menidia (Atlantic silverside)
Lineage: Eukaryota; Metazoa; Chordata; Actinopteri; Atheriniformes; Atherinopsidae
Source: the annotation of a GenBank genome assembly
AUGAAAAACGAAGGUAUAGAGGGGACCGAGCGGUUCGUGAGCCCGGACAAGGGCCGGGGCCUGCGGGCCGUGAAGCACUUCUCGCUCGGGGAGCUGGUGUUCGCCUGCCCUGCCUACUCCUACGUGUUGACGGUGAAUGAGAGGGGAGCCCACUGUGAGCACUGCUUCACCAGGAGAGAAGACCUCUUCAAGUGUGGUGACUGGCCCAUGCAUAAGUUGGAGUGUGUAGCUAUGUGUGCCUAUGGGGAAAACUGGUGUCCAUCAGAGACGGUCAGACUAGUGGCCAGACUCAUCAUGAAACAGAGGGUAACCACGGAGCGCACCCCUUCAGAGAGGCUGCUGCUGCUCAAAGAGUUUGAGUCGCAUUUAGAUAAGAUGGACAGUGAGAAGGAUGAGAUGAACCAAGUGGACAUAACAGCUCUGCACCAUUUCUACUCUAAACACAUCAGUGACCUUCCUGACCAUCAGGCGCUCAAUGAGCUCUUUGCACAGGUAAACUGUAAUGGUUUCACCAUAGAGGAUGAGGAGCUCUCCCAUUUGGGAUCAGCUGUUUUUCCUGAUGUAGCCCUGAUGAAUCACAGCUGCAGUCCUAAUGUCAUAGUGACAUAUAAAGGCACGGUGGCUGAGGUCAGAGCCGUGAAAGAGAUCAGCCCGGGAGAGGAGAUCUUGAACAGUUACAUUGACCUGCUCUACCCUACAGACGAUCGAAAAGAGAGGUUAUUAGAUUCCUACUUCUUCACAUGCCAGUGUACGGAGUGCACCACCAAGUCGAAGGACAAAGCAAAAAUGGAGAUCAGGAAGUUGAGUUCUCCACCAGAGCCAGGGGAAAUCAAAACCAUGGUCCUUUAUGCCAGGAAUGUCAUUGAAGAUGAACUGCUGGAGAUGUGUGAGCUCAGCCUGGAGAAGAUGGGAGCUAUUUUUGCCGACACUAACGUCUAUAUGCUGCACAUGAUGUAUCAAGCAAUGGGUGUCUGUCUCUACAUGCAGGACUGGGAUGGUGCUAUGAGCUAUGGCGAGAAAAUCAUUCAUCCUUACAGUGUUCACUAUCCUGCCUACUCUCUAAAUGUGGCAUCUAUGUAUCUGAAACUGGGACGUUUGUAUUUGGGGCUUGAGAAGAAGACACAAGGAGUCAAAGCUCUGAAGAAGGCUUUGGCUGUCAUGGAAGUGGCUCAUGGAAAAGACCACCAUUAUGUAGCCGAGGUCAAACGAGAAAUUGAGGAGCAGAAAUAA